CUGUUUUCUAGGCGGCCAAACAGAAAAACUUUCACUUUGCUUACCUGGUGUUGCUGCAGUGGAUUGUGUUAAAGAAGGACGAUCUUGGUAUUGAAUUUCUGCUACCCAAUUACGCCAUCGAUCUCCGGAUUAUAGAAACAGAGGAUUCCCAAGGAAACUUCGGAUUCUAGAAAGAUGCCCCCCUGCUGGAGAAUUUCCACGGAAUUCCUUCGCCCUCAAUCCUCCGCAUCUACAUUCACAUCAUCUCCUGUUUCUGUGCGUUUGUGCCGUUUCAAAAACCACGUUAUUAGCUGAAAAUAUUACCGUUGAUGUGAUCUAGCCGUUGCAAUGUCAAAACUCAAAAGAAAAACUCCUCCUAUUUUCAAAUCCUUCCUUUUUAGAAUCAAAAUUCGACCCUUAGCUUUUUCCUUUACACAAAAAUUCUCUGUUUAUCACUCUCCACGUCCACGCAAUAAACAAUUUCUCUGGGUUUGUUUUAAAUUACAGUAUAGCGCUUCAGAUGGGCUUUUGCGAUGGGAGUUUCUUGCAGUUCUUGCUGCUGUGCUGGUUGGGUUUACAGUUCUAUUUGCAGUUGUUUAUGCCUUUUUUGUCAAGGUACUUAAUUUUCAGAGGAGACAAAAACUAGGCUUGAAAAGAGUCCCUAAUGCAAACCCCACCUUUGUUUGAAUCUGAAGUGGCAGACUAACUGCAUCCAAUGAGCAUUAGCAUUAGAUAGCAGUUGAGUAGGAACCCUAGAUUCUGUUACUUACUGGGUGUUUACUAGUAUACGAAUGGAUUGAUGGUUGUUGGACUUUUAUUUUUGUGAGGUGAUUAUCCAGAUCAAAGAACCAAUGCUGGAUUACUUGGCUGGAGAGAAGCAACAGGGUUUUUAGAGGGGUGGAGUCUUUUCUUUGUAAGAUUGAGUACUUAUGGUUUCACAAUCUGCUUUUUUGGUUCAAUGUGGAGGGUAAGAGACAUGAGAAUGUGAGAGAGACAAUUUUGGAUCAGAUGUAACCUUGUACUUCUCUUGGCACCUCUUGGGUCCUGUUCUUUUAUGAAUUUUCAUUUUCCAUUCAAAAUUUUUGUGAAGGUGAUUUUAACUUUAGUUAGUACAGUGGUCACGGAGAACAGUGGACACUCGAACCAAAAAUCUAGUUGAACCAUUGAAGGUAUGAUCUUAAUGAGGUAAUUUAACUUUAGUAUGAUCCAUGGCUGUAUAACAUCCAUGUAAUUUGAUAGUUUAUCAAAAUAAGAUUGUAUUAUCAUUUAAAAUUACUAAUUUUAAGCCUAGAGACAAUUUUAGGGUUAUGGCAAGAUGCCCCUUCUGGACCUUGUUCAAAUGGACAAAGGGGUCCGUUCUAACGUGCCCCCAGAACAUUUGAACACACGUUCAUAUACAAACUACAAAGGCAAAAUUAGGGUUUUGUUCUGACCCCUUUUUCCUGAGCAGUUUUUGUUCAGAGCCUUUAUCUUGUACACAAGAACUUUAUAAAAAUUAACAUUAUGCAGAUUAUCAGUAUUAUAGUUAAAGAAGAGCCGCUAAUCCUUGAGAAAACUCAUUUUUCAAUUUUCUUUUUUACAUAUAGUAGUAACUAAAGAAUCUAAAAUUUGUAUUUGUCAAGUUGGUUUUCAAAAAUAGGUUUCUGAAUUUUGGUGGGUUUUAGGUUUCAUUGGUAGCAAAAUCUGUAAACAAGUUAUAAAUCAUUGUGAAUGGCUGGUGAAAGCAUACAUAGUGGGAGUAGCAAUUUUCGAAGAUGGAAUUCUUUGAGUUUGAGAAGCAAUGCUGAGAUCUUUUCAAUAUCUUCGAGAGAAGACGACGAUGAAGCAGCUCUGAAGUGGGCUGCACUUGAGAAGUUGCCUACGUUUGCUCGUAUGAGGAAAGGCUUAUUGACUACAUCGCAUGGAGUUAAUGAAGUCGAUACACAUAAUCUUGGAGUCCAAGAAAGGAUGGGACUGAUAGGCAGAUUGGUAGGAGUUACUGAAGAGGAUAACAAAAAGUUUUUGUUGAAUCUCAAGGACCGCUUUGACAGAGUUGGAAUCGAUUUUCCUACAAUUGAAAUUCGGUUUGAGAAUCUAAAUAUCGAAGCAGAAGCAGAUGUUGGAAGCAGGACUCUGCCAACAUUUGUCAACUACUUUGUCAAUGUGUUAGAGGGAUUUUUGAAUUCUAUCCAUAUCCUUUCAACUAGAAGCACACACUUGACUAUUCUCAAGAAUGUUAGUGGAAUCAUCAAACCAUCCAGAAUGACUUUGCUAUUGGGUCCUCCAAGUUCUGGAAAGACCACGCUUUUAAAGGCUUUGGCUGGAAAGCUCGAAAACACUCUAAAGCUUUCUGGGAGAGUGACAUACAAUGGCCAUUGCAUGAAUGAGUUUGUGGCCCAAAGAACUGCAGCCUAUAUCAGUGAGCAUGAUCUCCAUAUGGGAGAAUUGACAGUGAGGGAAACCUUGGCUUUUUCUGCAAGGUGCCAAGGAGUUGGGAUGAGAUAUGACAUGUUAUCAGAAUUAUUAAGAAGAGAGAGAAAAGCUAAUAUUAAGCCUGAUCAUGAUAUGGAUGCCUGGAUGAAGGCAGUAGCAACAGAGGGGCAAGAGAUCAAUGUGAUUACGGAUUAUAUUCUAAAGAUUUUAGGACUAGAAGUCUGUGCAGAUACAAUGGUAGGGGAUGAGAUGAUAAGGGGUAUUUCAGGAGGGCAAAGAAAGCGUGUUACAACAGGUGAGAUGCUUGUUGGACCGGCCAAUGUGCUGCUUAUGGAUGAGAUAUCUACUGGCUUAGACAGCUCAACAACUUUCCAAAUUGUGAACUCGUUAAAGCAAUUUGCUCAAAUUCUUAAUACAACAUCUAUCAUCUCUCUUCUCCAACCAGCACCAGAGACAUAUGAUCUAUUUGAUGAUAUCAUCCUUCUAUCAGAUGGUCAGAUUGUGUACCAGGGUCCUCGUGAACUAGUGCUGGAGUUUUUUGAAUCCAUGGGUUUCAGGUGCCCGGAAAGAAAAGGGGUGGCUGAUUUCUUGCAAGAAGUGACGUCAAGAAAAGACCAGAAGCAAUAUUGGGCACGUAGAGAUGAGACUUAUCAUUUUGUUACAGUAGAGGAAUUCUCGGAGGCGUUCCAGUCGUUUCAUGUGGGAAGAAGACUCGGAGAUGAGCUUACAACUUCAUUUGACAAGAGCAAGAGUCACCCAGCUGCUUUGUCAACCGAAAAAUAUGGCGUCAGCAAGAAGGAGCUGCUUAAAGCUUGCUUCUCGAGGGAAUUUUUGCUCAUGAAGAGGAACUCAUUUGUUUACAUCUUUAGGCUGACCCUGCUCAUGAUAAAUGCGCUGAUUGCAAUGUCCAUCUUUUUUCGGACUACGAUGCAUCAAGAUUCAAUAAAUGAUGGGGGAAUUUACACGGGUGCUUUGUUCUUCUCCGUGGUUGCAACGAUAUUUAGUGGCAUGCCUGAACUUUCCAUGACAGUUAUAAAGCUUCCUGUGUUUUACAAGCAAAGAGACCUCUUAUUCUAUCCUUCGUGGGCAUAUUCUCUUCCUUCAUUGAUCCUCAAGAUCCCUAUCACAUUUGUAGAAGUCAGUGUCUGGGUCUUUAUCACCUAUUUUGCCAUUGGAUUUGACCCUAGCGUUGAAAGGUUUUUCAAACAGUACCUAUUGCUCUUCGUUCUUCACCUGACGGCUUCGGCAUUGUUCAGAUUUGUUGCUGUUUUGGGGAGGAAUAUGGUAGUUGCUAACACAUUUGGGGCAUUUUCUCUGGCAAUACUUUUUGCCUUAGGAGGCAUGGUUCUUUCACGAGAUAAUAUUAAGGUUUGGUGGCUAUGGGGAUACUGGACGUCGCCCAUGAUGUAUGCUCAGAAUGCAAUUGUAGUUAAUGAAUUCCUUGGAGAGAGUUGGACUAAGGUUCUUGCAAACUCCUCCAAACCACUCGGAGUUAUGGUUUUGAGUUCACGGGGGUUCUUCACUCACGCAUAUUGGUAUUGGAUAGGAUUGGGUGCAUUAUUUGGAUACUUUCUACUUUUCAACGCCAAUUUCACUCUAGCUCUCACUUUCCUCAAUCCGUUUAGCAAGCAUCAGACUACUAUACGAAAAGAAUCUCACAAUGAUGCUGAAGGUAGUGCUCGUCACAAAGGGAAAAAAGAUGAUGAAGUGUGUGGAGGUGGAAAUGAAAUUACGAGAAGCACCUCAUCUGGGCCAUUGUCCUUCGGAGAGGCCAUUGGUGAAGCAAACCAUACGAAGAAAACUGGAAUGAUUCUUCCCUUUGAACCCCACUCAAUCACGUUUGAUGAAAUUACGUACUCCGUUGAUAUGCCACAGGAAAUGAAAAAUCAGGGUGUAAUUGAGGACAAAUUGGUGCUUUUGAAGGGUAUAAGUGGUGCUUUCAGGCCUGGUGUUCUAACAGCCUUAAUGGGUGUUAGUGGUGCCGGUAAAACUACUUUGAUGGAUGUUCUGUCUGGAAGGAAAACUAGUGGUUAUAUUGAGGGAAACAUCAAAAUUUCAGGGUACCCAAAGAAGCAGGAAACAUUUGCUAGAAUAUCUGGAUAUUGUGAACAAAAUGACAUCCACUCUCCACACGUCACUGUGCAUGAAUCCUUGAUCUACUCAGCUUGGCUUCGACUUCCCCCUGAAGUGGACAAUGCAACCAGAAUGAUGUUCAUUGAAGAAGUCAUGGAGCUUGUAGAACUGAACGCUAUAAGGCAAGCUUUGGUUGGUUUGCCUGGUGUUAAUGGUCUGUCAACCGAGCAGCGCAAGAGGCUCACAAUUGCUGUUGAGCUAGUGUCUAACCCAUCUACUAUAUUCAUGGAUGAGCCAACUUCAGGACUGGAUGCCAGAGCAGCAGCAAUUGUUAUGAGAACAGUUCGAAACACGGUGGCCACUGGGCGAACGGUUGUGUGCACAAUCCAUCAGCCAAGCAUUGAUAUAUUUGAAGCUUUUGAUGAGCUGAUCCUAUUGAAGCGAGGAGGACAAGAGAUAUAUGUGGGGCCUCUGGGUCAUCAGUCCUGCCAUCUAAUCAAGUAUUUUGAGGAUAUUCAAGGUGUCGAUAAAAUUAAAGAUGGUUAUAAUCCAGCCACUUGGAUGUUGGAGGUUACUUGUUCAGCACAAGAAAUGGUUCUAGGAGUUGAUUUUGCUGAAGUUUACAGAAGUUCAGAACUGUACCGGAGAAAUAAAGAUCUUAUUCAGGAUCUUAGCAAGCCUUCUCCCGGUUCAAAGGAACUCCAUUUUCCAACUCAAUACUCACAGUCGUUUUGUGCCCAGUGUAUAGCUUGCUUGUGGAAGCAACACUGGUCAUACUGGCGCAAUCGACAAUACACAGCCCUAAGAUUUGCCUGCACAGCCAUCACAGCGUUGAUGUACGGUUCAAUGUUCUGGAACAUAGGAUCCAAAGUGGUAAAGCAGCAAGAUCUUUUUAAUGCGAUAGGUUCAAUGUUUGUUGUCAUUAGUUUUCUUGGUGUCCAAUAUGCUUCAUCAGUGCAGCCUGUUGUGGCUAUCGAAAGAACAGUCUUCUACAGAGAAAGAGCGGCAGGAAUGUAUUCUGCCUUGCCAUAUGCCUUUGCCCAGGUUGUAAUUGAACUCCCAUAUAUUUUCGUUCAAGCCACAAUCUAUGGUCUCGUGGUCUACGCAAUGAUCCAGUUCGAGUGGACUGUGGCUAAAGUCCUUUGGUUUUUCUUCUUCAUGUAUUUCACAUUAUUGUACUACACCUUCUAUGGCAUGAUGGCAGUGGCUUUGACACCAAAUCAACACAUUGCAACCAUCAUGAGCUCUACAUUUUAUGGAAUGUGGAACCUAUUUUCCGGAUUCGUGAUCCCUAGACCCAGGAUUCCUGUGUGGUGGAGAUGGUAUUACUGGUCAUGUCCAGUGUCAUGGACCUUGUAUGGACUGCUUAUAUCACAGUUUGGAGACUUGGAGAAUAAGCUUGAUACUGGUGAAACAGUGGAAGACUUCUUAAUGAGCUAUUUUGGUUACAGAAGGGAUUUUCUUGGAGUUGCUGCAGCUGUGGUGGCUGGAUUUGCUGUCAUGUUUGCUUCCAUUUUUGCCUUCUGUAUCAAGGCACUUAAUUUUGAGAGGCGGUAGUAACUGUCUGUAGAAUAUGUAUUUGGUGCAAGAUACCCCAAUUAGGGUUCCAUCUGCAAUAAUGUAGAAGUACAAUAAUGGAGCAUAUAUGACAGUCAUGCCCAUCUUGCUUACAAUGCUGUCAAACACUUUAUUACUGAGACCCUUUGUAAUGUGUAACCAAAAUACAGUCUUCAAGAGUGUGAGAGAAGAAUGAAGCACCAAUAUUAGUGUCAGUGCAAGUAAAGGUUCUUUUAGAUUAUGGUUUGUAUUAAAUG
Messenger RNA from Tripterygium wilfordii, 6278 nucleotides. Its product is annotated as pleiotropic drug resistance protein 1-like. The coding region runs from base 1690 to 6021 and encodes 1443 amino acids. Gene Ontology annotation, molecular function: ATP hydrolysis activity; ATP binding; ABC-type transporter activity. Gene Ontology annotation, cellular component: membrane. The transcript has 24 exons. The record is from RefSeq and is a predicted model, not a curated record. NCBI's taxonomy places the organism in Eukaryota, Viridiplantae, Streptophyta, Magnoliopsida, Celastrales, Celastraceae.